This is a messenger RNA of Pteropus alecto (black flying fox), 1342 nucleotides long. RefSeq names its product transmembrane protein 95 (gene TMEM95). The record is from RefSeq and is a predicted model, not a curated record. Gene Ontology annotation, biological process: fusion of sperm to egg plasma membrane involved in single fertilization. Gene Ontology annotation, cellular component: acrosomal membrane; sperm plasma membrane. NCBI's taxonomy places the organism in Eukaryota, Metazoa, Chordata, Mammalia, Chiroptera, Pteropodidae.
GAUGGAGCAGUGGCACUGUUCUGGAAUACUCUAGAACCUCCAACUGUUCUGGAACACUAGAACUUCCAGGCAAAUGCUCAGGAUCACAGAGCAUUCUGAGGCCUUCUGAGCCUAGGUGGGUGGGGCCAGCUCCCCUCUAACACCCCACGAGAGGGCUCAUGUGGAUGCUGGUGCUAGGUGGGGUCUUCCUGGCAGCUGCCCAGGCCUGUGUCUUCUGUCACCUUCCAUCCCGCGACUUGUCGGGCCGCCUGGCUCAGCUCUGCAGCCAAAUGGAGGCCCAGUGGAAGGACUGUGAGGCCUCCUGGAACUUCUCAGCCUUUGCCUUAGAUGAGCUGUCCAUGAACAAAGUCACAGAGAAGACUCACAGAGUCCUGAGGGUCAUGGAGAUCAAAAAGUCUCCCUCCUCACUCCCUUCAUAUUGGCAAUGGCUUCAAAAGACCAAGCUUCCUGAGUACACCAGGGAAGCCCUCUGUGCUCCUGCCUGCCGGGGCAGCACUAUCCUGUACAACUGCUCCACCUGCGAGGGCUUUGAGGUGCACUGUUGGCCCCAAAAGCGCUGUUUCCCAGGAUCUUUGGGAAGCCAGAAUUCUGCUCCUCUCUGUCUUUGGAGCUGUCCUGCUCUUGGGUAUCCUGAGCCUCAUGGUAGAGUCCCACCUCCUCAAAGCAAAAAGUGACUUAUGAAGAUGCUACAAACCGAGCCUCCAGCUGUAAGGAGAAUGUACCCACAACUUCCACUUCCCUUGGGGGGUGGGAACCAGCCAGCCCUAGUUCCACCCCCAAAAGUUCAGUCUUCCAGACUCUGAAACCCAGAUAUCCCCAUGAUCCCAGUGUCAGAGGGCCUCCAGGGACCCAGGCACCCAUAGCUGGAAAGCUCCUCCCCUCCAACCCUCAACCAAUCAGAUAAAACAGUCACCAAUGCCAGGAAAAUAUCUACAGAAGGAAAGAAUCCCCUCCACACAAACCACCACUCCCACGCCCCCCUCUGCCUGUUCCCGGAAAGCGGGGGCUGUCUGCCCCAGAAACUACUCUUGGCCUUCCUACGACUAAUUGGGAAUCCGGUAAUAAGUGUUCUGGAGAACUUCUUCGAGUGAGACCACAUCAGUCAGUCUGCUGGCAUGCUCUCCCUCCAUUUAACAUUGUGAAGCCUUGGCCUCCCACAAAGGCUUCUUUCCUGCCAGGCCCAACUAAACAUGCUGUGAAAUGGCCUCCGCCCUUGCCUCGCCUCUGUCUGCAACUGAUGUGGGAGGACAGGGAAGCUCAGUGGAAUACAGUGAUUCUCAAUUGGGGAUUUUGCACCCCAGGAGAAGGCAACAUCUGAAGACAUUUUUCAUUGCUUUGAUUA